Messenger RNA from Seminavis robusta, 1974 nucleotides. The record is from the annotation of a GenBank genome assembly. Lineage: Eukaryota; Bacillariophyta; Bacillariophyceae; Naviculales; Naviculaceae.
AUGCAAACAGUGAAGAGUACGACCAAGGGUGCCACAAAGAGAGCUGGACGCCUUUGCCUUGUAUUGAAGGUUGGAGUGCUGCUGGUUUUGUGUUUACUGCUUCAUCUUCGGGCAUUGGCACAGUAUAUUCAACUCUUGGACCAGGAAGAACCCGUCAUUUCGGAUGCGCCUCCUGAACCAAAGUCACCAGUGGAGACUGUUCGAGCUGCUUCCGUUGUUGUUGACAGUAAUACCAGUACCAGUACUGGUAGUAGUGGCAAGUUUCCUUCCUUGUCCUCCAUUGUGUCAGUACAAAAUGAUGAGUAUGACCCACCUGACUUUGUUCAUGAUGAACUCUGUGGUGGCUGUCGUUUGAUCAUGGCCGCCAAGGCAAGAGGUAUGACAUGUGGCCAUUUACUCAACAAGACAGCCGAGGAACGGAGCAUUUCUCUGGUAGAGGCAGUCCCUGUGGUCGCAGAAGAUCGCAAAGUGUGUCUCAAGUGCUCCGAAUGCACUCGCUGCUUGUCCUGCCCACCCGCAAACAAGAAAUACUGGCGAUACGAUGCGGCAGCACCCACCAUUCGACAUGCCAUUUCCCAUACGCUCCCGUCGGUCUCCGUUCGAUUUCGAAUCCCCGAAUCGGUCUAUCAACCACCCACCAAAGCGAACGAGCAAUUGCAAGCAUUCUUUGCCAAACCACAAAAUGUAUAUCCGACACGAGAAUACUACUUUGAAUACAAUCCUUCCAUUGUGGUGCUACCACCCACACUCAAGGCCAAAUUGCCCAUUUCACAGUCACAAAAAGACGAAACCGUCUAUCUAGCAUCUUAUCGGCUGUCGAAUCUCCAAAGUUGUUUUGACACCGACAUUUCUUUGGCCAUGAUUGGAGGAGAUUGGUCCAAUCGACCCGAAACUUCCAACUUAUUAGGAUUGGCACUCUUGCGGCAGGACUUGACCAUGAUUCAGGACGUCGUCUUUCGCGUACCCGACAUGUUUGUCCCCUGGGUCGACUUUCGAUUGUUCAUACUCAAAGGGCAAAUAUAUCUCGCCAGCAAUUGUCAAUUGAUUCCCAUUUGGUUGCAAGAAACCAAACCACCCCAACAACCAGAUGAAAGAGGCUUUUAUCCCGUCGUGAUUCGAAUGAAGAAUCGAUUUCCCAGUCCUCUCAUUGUCUAUAUGCACCAUUUGCCGUCCGUUUGUUCCAGAUACAAUGAAGAUUUGGCGUCGGCCAAGAAUCUCAAUUACUUUGUCGAUGCAAUCGGAAAUAUCGUGGUGGAAUUUCAGCCGCACGAUCCACGGGUACUUCGUCAUGUGCGUCCCGAUGUCAUACCCAUCAAACUAUUGGCCAAACCGGAUCCCGACGUGGUGGAAUAUCGGGACGCUGUCACUCCCCUCGACAAUCCCAGUUUUUAUACACGAGAAGAACUGGAUGUGCCCAACCGCCGUGGAUUCUUUCAGGGUGUCUUGACUGGCCAUCGCGGGAGUACUUGUUGUAUUGGAAUUGAUACACCGUCGGUACUACUGAUCAGCAGCAGCAGCAGUCAGAAGAAAACCAACAGCACGCGACUGCUAAUGGGCAUUGCCCAUGUCAAGACUCCCUUUGGACGAAGGCGGCUGCAAAAGGUUGUCGAACCGAAUCAUUAUCUGAGUCGUUUUUAUGCGUUUGAGCCCACACCGCCCUAUGCGAUUGUGGCGUAUUCGGGUCUCUUUUGUUUGCCGGCAGUGCCAAAGGCAGGAACACACUCGGCGCAUCCAUUGACCAAGGUACCCAUCAAGAGCAAUUUGACCAUUGCUGGUACAAUGUAUCGUUGUCCGGCGAUCCAUUUCAUCACGGGCAUGACAGUGAAAGCAGAUGACCCUUCCAGGCUAAUUAUCGGCUAUGGGGUCGAAGAUUGCACAUCUUGGUUCAUUGAAGUGGAUUUGCAAGAAGUUCUAGGUCUCCUUGUGGGUCCACCGCAAGCAAGAGGGGAGGAGGACAUCGUAAAAGCAAGAUGA